AUGUGUCCAAAAAAGAGCGCAAAAGAGAGCAUAAGAAAGUGGAAAAAAGCUGUUGGCAGAGAAAUAUGGGCAUUUUUCUCGACCCUGAUUUUCUUCCUUUCUACUUUUUGUAUCAUUUACUAUGCAACUGCAAAUAAUGCUCAAACGUAUAAAAUCGAGCUGGCGAUUCCAUACGAUUUCCUCCUUGAUUCCAAAUCUUCAUUAAAACUACCUAAGUUUCUGAAAAAACCGAAGACCUGCAGCUCUGAUAAUUUAAUCGUCAUAUCCAUUGAGCCAAGAAGAUCGCUAGAGAAGGAUGAUGAAAUGGAAGAAAAUGAGACUGGGAAAUUCAUCGAAGCCGCAGAAAAAUCAAGAAAAGAGAUUCUCUCCUUAGCGCCAGCUGAUUUUUCCGGGCUGUACUUCAUGACAAAUGAGUUUGCAGAAGACAAGGCAAAAGACUACGGGGACAAUUUCCUCGUCACUCUCUCCCGAAGCGAGGCAAAACUCAACUCAACCCUGGCCAUGUCCGCGAUCGACUGGUUUCUAUCGAAUUGCUCUGAAGAAAAAUCGCUGAUCAUAACGAGCUUCCCGUCGAAAUUGAAUUUGACGGAGGUGAUGGAAGGACGCAACGUGAGAAUGAGCCGGAGAAAGCCCGAUAGAAGGCAUCAGAAGGGAUUGAUUGAGUGCUUAUUUGGAUUCUUUCAAAAGCCUUCGAGAAAUAAGAAACCGCUGCCAACUGCCUGCGCUCGUGGAGGAUAUUUGAUUCCUUACCGGGAGCUUCAGAAGAUUCAAAAAGUUUCAGAGCAGACCAAAACCCACCUGAAUCCAGAAAUGGCGAUUACAGGCAUUUUCCGAGAAAAAGCCGAAUUAAAAAUUCAUGACGCAACACCAACGAUAAAGCUUCCCGGCCGUCACUCAAUAAUGAAAAAGCAGCCAGAGUAA
This is a messenger RNA of Oikopleura dioica, 921 nucleotides long. NCBI's taxonomy places the organism in Eukaryota, Metazoa, Chordata, Appendicularia, Copelata, Oikopleuridae. The record is from the annotation of a GenBank genome assembly.